AUUCCCUAGUCCAAAUCCUAGCCCAAGUAACAAAACCCACAAUAUAUAUAUAUAUAUAUAUAUAAUUUUAGCUUCUACUUAAUUGGUUUAGUUUGAGAGAGAUGGUGACCAUAAGCUACGUAGCAGCUUACACUUUUUUUUUCUUAGCACUGGUCGCGUUUCUCUUCAUGAAAAAGCACAAGAGGAAACCCCAGGAGAAUCUAAAGCUCCCACCCGGUUCAAUGGGUUGGCCUUACAUUGGAGAGACCCUUCAACUCUACUCUAAAGACCCAAACAUCUUCUUCGCUUCCAAGCAAAAAAGGUACGGGGAGAUAUUUAAGACGCAUUUGUUGGGCUGUCCCUGCGUGAUGUUGGCGAGCCCGGAGGCGGCCCGGUUUGUUCUGGUGACCCAGGCCCACUUAUUCAAGCCCACGUACCCGCGAAGCAAGGAGCGGAUGAUCGGCCCGUGGGCCUUGUUCUUCCACGGUGGCGGCUACCACCUCCGCCUCCGGAAGCUCGUCCAGGGCUCGCUUGGCCCCGACGACCUCCGCGGCCUCAUCCCCGACGUCGAGGCAAUCGUGAUCACCAUGCUCGAUGCGUGGAAUGGCCGUGUACUCAGCACGUUCCACGCUAUGAAGAAGUUCUCAUUUGACGUGGCCAUUCUCACUUUCUUCGGAGAUCGCCUAAGCGAGCGACACAAAGUAGAGCUAAAGAAGAACUACUUCAUCGUCGACAAGGGCUAUAACUCAUUCCCCACAAAUUUCCCCGGGACUCCUUACUACAAAGCAAUCCAAGCUAGGAAGCAACUAAGUAGGAUACUUAGUGAGAUAAUGAACGAGAGGAGGGAGAGAGGAGUGGUGGGGAAUGAUGAUCUCUUGGGGUGUCUCAUGGACUCAAAGGAUGAAAAGGGUGCGCGACUCACCGACGAUCAGAUCGCCGACAACAUCAUCGGCGUGCUCUUCGCGGCGCAGGACACGACCGCGAGCGUCCUCACGUGGAUCGUGAAGUAUCUCCACGACCACCCGAAACUUCUCGAAGCCGUGAAGGGUGAGCAAAUGGCUUUUCUUGAGGCUAAUAAGUCGUGUGGAAACCGACCCUUGACAUGGACCCAAACAAGGAGCAUGACACUGACUCACAGAGUUAUAAUGGAGAGUCUAAGGAUGGCAAGUAUCAUUUCAUUCACGUUUAGAGAGGCAGUGGCUGACGUGGAAUACAAAGGAUACCUCAUCCCAAAAGGGUGGAAGGUGAUGCCUCUCUUCAGGAACAUACAUCACAACCCGGAGUUUUUCCCAAACCCGCACGAGUUCGAACCUUCCAGAUUCAAGGUCGCACCCAAGCCCAAUACGUACAUGCCAUUUGGCAACGGGAAUCACGCAUGCCCGGGAAACGAGCUCGCGAAGCUCGAGAUGCUCGUCCUCAUCCACAACUUAGUCACCAAAUACAGGUGGGAAAUUGUUGGAACGUGCAGUGAGAUCGAGUAUAGUCCAUUUCCUGUACCUAAGCAUGGUCUCCCAGUUAAGCUGUGGAGAUUAUCGACUAAUGCCGAAAAUAAUUAGGCUUUAAGUUUGAUAAUUUUAGUCCCACUACUUAUGGGCAAUGCUCCUUGGUGGUUAAUUAUGUGUUGGAUUAAAUUGAAUUAUUCAAUCAAUUAGCGAGAUAACUAUGGCUAUCUCUU
This is a messenger RNA of Ananas comosus (pineapple), 1654 nucleotides long. RefSeq names its product abscisic acid 8'-hydroxylase 3-like. The transcript has 9 exons. The coding region runs from base 102 to 1535 and encodes 477 amino acids. Gene Ontology annotation, biological process: sterol metabolic process. Gene Ontology annotation, molecular function: iron ion binding; (+)-abscisic acid 8'-hydroxylase activity; heme binding. NCBI's taxonomy places the organism in Eukaryota, Viridiplantae, Streptophyta, Magnoliopsida, Poales, Bromeliaceae. The record is from RefSeq and is a predicted model, not a curated record.